Messenger RNA from Colletotrichum orchidophilum, 7446 nucleotides. RefSeq names its product beta-ketoacyl synthase domain-containing protein. The coding region runs from base 1 to 7446 and encodes 2481 amino acids. Gene Ontology annotation, molecular function: phosphopantetheine binding; fatty acid synthase activity; 3-oxoacyl-[acyl-carrier-protein] synthase activity. Gene Ontology annotation, biological process: fatty acid biosynthetic process; secondary metabolite biosynthetic process. The transcript is spliced from 3 exons. The record is from RefSeq and is a predicted model, not a curated record. NCBI's taxonomy places the organism in Eukaryota, Fungi, Ascomycota, Sordariomycetes, Glomerellales, Glomerellaceae.
AUGUCUACCUACAAGAGACCCCAGUCAGAGCCUAUUGCCAUUGUUGGCACAGGCUGUCGAUUCGCUGGCGACGUUACAUCACCAUCAAAACUCUGGGAAUUACUCACUCACCCUCGGUAUCUAUCACAAGAGGUCCCAAACAACCGUUUCAACGCACAGGGGUUCUACCACCCAGACGGCGAGUACCAUGGAGCCACCAAUGCAACACAGGGCUACUUCCUCGAGCAAGAUCACCGUGUAUGGGAUGCCGGGUUCUUCAACAUCACACCCAAGGAGGCUGAGGCCAUCGACCCUCAACAACGCAUUAUCCUCGAGGUCGUCUACGAAGCUUUAGAAUCGGCCGGAUACAAUCUCGAGAAAUACGCUGGCAAGAAGGUAGCCGUAUACGCCGGGCUUAUGACCGCUGACUACGACUCAUUAUGCCAAAGGGACGAUAUCACCUCGAACCAGUACUUCGCCACUGGAAACUCCCGAGCUAUUCUCUCCAACAGGAUAUCAUACUUCUUCAACUUCCGCGGUCCUUCAAUGACCAUCGACACAGCAUGCUCAUCAAGUCUCGUGGCCCUGCACCAGGCCGUGCUGAGUCUCCGAUCCGGCGAGUGUGAGAUGGCCUGUGUGGCCGGUGCCAACUUGAUGAUCACCCCCGAGCAAUUCAUCAGCGAAGCCAGUCUGCACAUGCUCAGCCCUACGGGUACAUCAAAGAUGUGGGAUAUCAGUGCAGACGGAUAUGCCCGCGGUGAAGGCUUUGCGGCCCUCUUCAUUAAGCCGCUCUCACAGGCUUUGAGGGAUGGCGACUCCAUCAUUAGCAUCGUCAGAGAGACCGGCGUCAACUCGGACGGACGCACGCAGGGUAUCACCAUGCCCAGCCCCCCCGCCCAAGCCGAGUUAAUUCGGGACACAUACCGUAGAUCCGGUCUGGAUUCUCAGAACCCCGUCGACAGACCUCAGUACUUCGAGGCCCACGGAACGGGCACCCAAGCCGGAGACCCAAGGGAGGCCCAGGCCAUUUCAACUGCAUUCUUUGGCAACGAGGCCAAGUCCACUGCCGAAAGUGAAGAUAAGAAGCUUGUAGUCGGAUCCAUCAAGACGGUCAUUGGUCACACGGAAGGCGCCGCGGGUCUAGCCGGUCUGCUGAAGGUGGUCCACUCCAUGAUCAACAACUCCAUUCCACCCAACCUGCAUCUCAACACCCUCAACCCUAGCGUGAAGCCGUUUUACGGCCACCUUCGUAUCCCUGUCGACAUUGUCCCUUGGCCUCAAGCCCCGAUUGGCCAGCCCCUCCGAGGAAGUGUUAACUCCUUCGGCUUCGGCGGCACCAACUCCCAUGCCAUCAUCGAGAGGUACGAGCCGAGCAUCCACGACGAAGUCGCGAAGCACUUCGCUCCGGCAUUGGAGGCGCGAGUCUCCUCGCCGUCGACCACGUCCUACGACGCCGAAGCGCCCGCCGUUGGACUUCCCCUAGUCAUCUCUGCCAAGUCGCAAAAGUCUCUUGUUGCCGUGGUCCAGGCCCUGCGCGACUUCAUGGCGUCUACCGACAAGUCGGCUGACGAGGUCGCUUACAACCUCAACGCCCACCGUUCAGCCCUGACUUACCGCACCUCCAUCAGCGCAGACUCCCGCGAUGGAGUCAUUGCCGCCCUCGAUAACCUCCUUUCCAAGGCCGGGUCUUCUUCCAACCCUGAGCUUGGUGUUCGCGCUAAGCUCGACGGCGGCGAGGUCAAGAUUCUCGGAAUCUUCACCGGCCAGGGCGCGCAAUGGUCUGGUAUGGGCCGCAAGCUCUUUCACUCGAGCAGCGUCUAUCAAAACACCAUUGAAGACCUCGAGAAGGUUCUCAAAACCUGCCCCCACCCCCCCACGUGGUCACUCGUUGAGGAACUCAUCCAUCAGGAGGACCCUACACGCAUCAACAUUGCCGCCCUCUCCCAGCCUCUUUGCACUGCGGUGCAGAUCGCCCUCAUUGACCUCCUCAAUAGCAUCAAUGUUUCCUUCCACACCGUCGUCGGUCACUCAUCCGGUGAGAUCGGAGCCGCCUAUGCUGCCGGCGUGCUUAGCGCCCGCGAUGCGAUGCUUAUCUCUUACUACAGGGGUAUGUCUGCUCACCUCGCUGGCGGCAAAAACGGCGAGAGGGGCAUGAUGAUGGCUGUCGGUAUGACCCGCGCAGAGGCGUCAGAUCUUUGCAAUCGGGACGACAUCAACGGCCGCAUCUGGGUUGCUGCAAGCAAUGCGCCGACCAGUGUCACGCUCUCUGGAGAUAUGGAUGCGGUCAAGGCUCUCCAGGUUGAGUUGACCGAGGAGAAGAAGUUUGCUCGUCUUCUGGUUGUCGACACCGCUUACCACUCUGCCCACAUGGAGAGGCCUGCUGCCAAGUACAUGGAGGACUUGGCUGGCUGCGGUAUCGAGCCGAGACAGCGCAACUCAACCGUCUGGAUUUCCAGUGUUUAUGCUGACGGCACCGAGCCGAGCAUCGAAGAGCUCAAGGGCUCUUACUGGAAGGACAACAUGGUCAAGGCUGUCUCUUUCUAUGAGGCAAUCGACCUUGCUCUCAGCUCCCAAGGGCCUUUCGCCAGUGCCGUUGAGGUUGGCCCUCACCCCGCAUUGAAGGGCCCCGCCCAGCAGACCGUCAAAGCUGCCACCGGCGGAGCUCUCUCGUAUGCCGGUUUGCUUGAUCGCAAAAAGGACGACAGGCACGCCUUUGCCGAGUUUCUGGGCUUCACUUGGAACUACUUUGGUACUGAUGCCAUCGACUGGAAGCUCCUUGUUGCACAGUCUUCUCAGCCUGGCCUCUCGUCUUCGAGGAUCGACCUUCCAUCCUACCCAUGGGACCACAGCCAGAUGCAUUACCGCGAGUCUCGCAUCGCUCACCAAUACCAUUUCCGUGAGAAGGGUCCUCACGAGCUUCUAGGUGUCCGCACUCGCGACGAUACAGAAUUCGAGCUGAGAUGGCGCAACAUCCUCAAGCUCGAGACUGUUCCCUGGAUUCAGCACCACAAGUUCCAAGGUCAGGCUUUGCUUCCUGCCUCCGCCUACUGCGUGCUCGCUCUGGAUGCUGCCAAGGCCGUUCUGAACGGCCGUGAAGCUUCGGUUGUUGAGCUCACCGACCUUGAGUUCAUGAGCGGUAUCUCUCUCGAAGCGAACACCUACGGUGUCGAGAUCUUGGUCGCGUUGAGCAUCCAGCCUCCUUCCACCAAGGGACGCUUAGCUGGCAAGAUCAUCGAAGGUGUCUUCACCAUCACAUCAUGCUACGCCGACGGUGUCACUCCCAUGCAGAAGAACUUCACUGGCAAUCUGCGUAUCUACCUUGGCGAGCCUUCUGAGGAUGCCCUUCCAGCGCGCGAUCCCUCCAUGGCCGAGACGCUCCCCGCCGACACCGACUCCUUCUACCAGAUGAUGUCAGAGAUUGGAUUGGACUACACAGGUCCAUUCCGCGCUCUGCAGGGCAUCGAUCGCAGAUACAACUUCUGCUCGGCUACUCUCCAGAAGUUCCACGAGACUGACACCACCGGACUCGGAGUCAGCCCCGCCACCCUGGACAGUUGCUUCCACUCCGUGUUCGCCGCUGUGGCAUCGCCCGGCGACAAGUCUCUGUGGACUUCCUUCCUUCCUAGGAGCAUCGAGAAGAUUCGCUUCAACCUCGCGCUCUGCGACGGCAAGCCUGCCGACAACGCAUCCUUGGUUGUCGACUCGGUCAUUACGCAGGAGAUUCCUCGCACAAAGACUGCGACAACCAAGUUUGUGGGCGACAUGAGCAUCUACAACCCCGAUGGAGAGAUGGAGAUCCAGGUCGAAGGCCUAAUGGUCGCCUCCUUUGCCAACUCGAAGCCCGAGGACGACAAAGAGCUUUACCUGACCACUGUGUGCGAUCUGGACCCUGAGCACGAGAUCAUUGCCGCAGACUUGAGCCAAGAGGAUGUCGCCACCGAGCGUAUCUUGCUCGAGGCCUGCGAGAGAGUCGCGCGCUUCUACAUCCACGAUGACUCGCUCAAGGACCUCUCAUCUUCGCCCGUAAUCUUCACUCCGCCAGCCACGCCCAUGUCGCCUCCCAAGACCGCGCCGUCAGAAGCAACUCCCAGCCCCUGGCAACAAGACACAGCCGAGUCCUUAGAUGCCUACAUCCUGCAGUCUCCUUUUCAGCACGCCCUGAGCUUCAUCCGAUUGCUUGGGGAGAACAUCCCUGAUGUCCUCCCCGCGAUGCUCUCGACCAUCAUCCAGGAGGCAAAGCAGCUCCAUCGCUUCCGCUCCCACGUCAGCCGCGUCGUCUCCCAGAUCGCUCACCGAUACCCUCGCAUGCGGGUGCUCGGUUUGACCGACCCCGAGACGGCGCUCACCGAGCACGUCAUUGACGGCUUCAAGGGGUCGUUCGUGUCUUACACCAUCGGCACCGAGACCGAACCGAAUCUGUUGGCGAGAGUCUCGUCUGAUGCGAUCAAGAAGAAGAUCGACACCGAGCACACCAAGAUCCUUGACAACGAGGAUAACUCGUCUCUUCAGCCAUUUGAUCUGGUUGUCCUGACGACUUCGAUUGUCAAGGGCGCUGAGCAGCGCGCCAAGCUUAAGCAGGUUCAGAGCCUCAUGAAGCCUGGUGGUUUCCUCAUCCUCAUUCACGAGUCUAUGAGUCCCCUUCGUGACAGACUUCGUCGUGCCUUUGGCGUGAAGCGGCAGGCUGAAUUGCCACUUACCCCUCCCGAGUGGCCCGACCUGCUCGACGAGUGUGGCUUCGCGCGCGUCUCCAAGAACGCUGAGCAGUUCUUCGCUCCCGACUUCUCACUCAUCGUCAGGCAGGCUGAGUCGGACAUCAAGCAGGCGGCGCUCAGCCCCCUCACCAGCUCUGUUCCCAAGGUAAUGGGUCACACCCUCAUCAUCGGUGCCGCGGAGAACACGGCCGAUCUGUCCGCCGAGGUUCACCAGAAGCUGGGGCCGUUGUGCCACAGCAUCGACAUCAUUGCCGAUCUGGACUCUCUCCAGCCCGCUGUCUUCAACGAGAUCGGCUCCGUCAUCUUCCUUGCGGAUCUAGAUGAGCCCAUGAUGAGCACCAUGACGCCCGAGCGUCUCGAUCUUUUCCGUGCUCUGAUGGCACCUGAGAAGGUUGUCCUCUGGGUCACGAUGAACUCGCGUGCUGGCAACCCGGAGCACGCGGCCACGUUUGGCUUCUGCCGAUCCAUGCUGGCCGAGAUCCCCAGUCUGAAGCUCCAGUUGCUCGACCUAGAUUCCCGCCGCGACUCAAGCGACCUUGUCGCUGAGACCUUCCUUCGUCUUAGCAUGAAGGCUUUGCGCAACGCUGCUCAGGAUGGGAAGCUGUUGUGGACUCCCGAGAAUGAGAUCUUCAUGGAGCAUGGCAAGAGGCUUAUCCCCCGUCUUCUUCCCUGGAAGGAGGGCAACGACCGUGUCAACUGUCCUCGCCGACUGGUUGCUGACGAGGUCAAUACUCUCAAGCAGUGUGUCGAGGUUGUCUCUGCUCAGUCUGGAGACGGUUCCGCGGUCUACACCGCCAACAUUGUCGAGGAGACCGACAUCGACGACGCCGUAGCGAUUCCCGAUCAGAGCGUCAUCCAGGUCAAGUACAGCUCAGUGGAGGUCAUUAACUUUGGCCUGAAGUACGCUUCCCAUGUCUGCAUCGGCAAGGAGGUCACCUCUGGCGAGCUGUGUCUUGCCAUGACCAAGUCCAACUCCUCCUACGUCACUGUCCCCAACUCCUGCGUCUUCCAGCUCAGUAGCAGCAACAUCGAGCCCAAGGUCCUGCUGGGUCUUGUCCUGAGGUACCUUGUGGCCUUGUCUGUCGCCGAAGACAUGAUGGAGAAGACUGUGCUUCUCCUGGAGCCCGAUGCCGCUCUUCUGGAGUGUAUGAAGGAGGUCUUUGAGGCAAAGGGCGCGAAUGUCAUCGCUUGCACCACCAGCGGAUCGAAGCGCAAGGCUUUCAGCCAACGCUACAUUCAUCCUUACGCUAGCAACCGCGAGCUCAAGGCCCUCUUCCCUGCCGAUGGUGCUUCCGUCAUCGACUUCCUCCCUGAGGGCAGCGAGCUUUCCGAGACCAUCCUCGAUUGCCUUCCCGAGAACUGCGAGUACCAUUCUCGCUUUUCUCUCUUGACUUCCGAGCACGUCGUCGCUCUUGGUGACUCCAUGGACAUUGAGGACCUAUGGGAGACGGCUAUCGGAAAGGCAAUCACCAACGUCAGAAGCAUGAAGAGCCAGGUUGGCUUCCAGAGCCUGGAUUCCAUUUCAGUUCCCCAGCUUCUCGACCAGACCGGCAGCAGCAAGCCCUUCCAGAUCCUCGACUGGCGCGCUGAGCGCGAGGUACAGCACAUCGCCAAGCCUCUCUUUGGCACGCAGCUCCUCCGCCCGUACAAGACCUACGUCCUCGUCGGCCUGACGCGCGACAUGGGCCAGAGUUUGUGCAACCUCUUCUUCGAGCACGGCGCGCGCCACAUUGUCCUUGCCAGUCGCAACCCCAACAUGCAGCCCCAGUGGAUCGAGGACCUGAGCGCCAAGGGCUGUGAGGUGCGCAUCGAGAGGCUUGAUGUUACUAGCAUCGAGAGCGUGCGGGCUUUCAAGCUGAGGCUUGCGCAGGAGAUGCCGCCUGUUGCUGGUGUCAUUAACGGCGCCAUGGUACUUGAUGACCGCGUCUUUGCCCAGAUGGAUGUUGAGACCUGGGACAGGGUCAUGCGUCCCAAGACUGUUGGCUCGAGCAACCUUGACGAGAUCUUUUGCGAGGCUGAUAUGGAAUUCUUCAUCAUGACUUCGUCCUUUGCGGCGCCCGGUGGUCACGGCGGACAGUCCAACUACGCCGCAGCCAAUAUGUAUAUGAAUGGUCUCGCCGCGAACCGUCGCAUCCGCGGCCUCGCAGGCUCAGUCCUCAACAUCGGCGUCAUCUACGGUCUCGGUCUUCUUCACCGCGAGCGCACCGAUAUUUACGCCUUCCUCGAGAAGGACGGCUACCCGCCCAUCUCGGAGCGCGACAUCCACCACAUGUUCCUCGAGGCCAUCGUUGCCGGUCGCCCCCUUGAUGGCCAGAUCUACGACAUCACCACCGGUUUGAGCCGCUAUAACGCUAACCGCGAGGACAAGCUUCACUGGCAGCUUGACCCUCGUUUCUCGCACUUCACCUUCGAGGACGACGACGAGGGUGCGGAGGGCGAGGGUGAAGGCAAGCAGAGCCUGAGGGAGAAGAUCAAGGCCGUCGAGGGCGGUGUUGAGGAGGUUGCGCUGGUGCUUACUGAGGGCUUUGCGAGGUACCUCGAGGUUGUACUGGGACAAGGCGAGGGGAGCGUCAAGGGUGAGCACAGCGUUGGCGAGCUCGGCAUGGACUCGCUUGUUGCUGUGGAGGUGAGAGGAUGGUUUUGGAAGGUGAUUGAGAGGGAUGUUUCGGUGAUGAAGAUUCUGGGCAGCGCGAGCGUUGCAAAGUUGUGCCUCGAGAUUGCUGAUGGCUACAUAAAUGAGAAGAACAAGGCAUAA